This is a messenger RNA of Gongylonema pulchrum, 114 nucleotides long. The record is from the annotation of a GenBank genome assembly. NCBI's taxonomy places the organism in Eukaryota, Metazoa, Nematoda, Chromadorea, Rhabditida, Gongylonematidae.
UUGAUUGCUGUCACAACCUCUUCGGUUGGUUUUGGAGCAUAUUUGGCAAAGGUAGCAGCGCAGUUCCUGAGGGAUAAUGAAAUAUUUGUGCCAGCUGAUGAUGAAGACGAUUGA